AUGGCACGGCCCAUGCAGCUGGCCCCCGGUUCCCUGGCGCUGGUGCUGUGCCGACUUGAAUCUCAGGAGGGCGCGGCGGCAGCCGGAGACCCCGAGGAGCCCAGCGGGCGCGCGGUCUUCCGAGCCUUCUGCCGCGCCAACGCGCGCUGCUUCUGGAACGCACGGCUGGCGCGCGCCGCCUCGCGGCUGACCUUCUUGGGCUGGCUCCGGCUCGGGGUGCUGCUGGUGCGCGCGCCCCCCGCCAGCUUGCAGGUGCUGCGAGACGCGUGGCGGCGCCGGGCGCUGCGCCCCCCGCGCGGCUUCCGCAUCAGGGCGGUGGGUGAUGUCUUUCCAGUGCAAAUGAAUUUAAUAGCUCAAUCUCAGUUUAUUCCUUUGGCUGAAGUUCUUUGCUGUGCUAUAUCUGAUAUGAAUGCUGCUCAAAUCAUAGUAUCCCAGGAAUCACUACAGGAACAUUUGGUGAAACAUUAUCCAGGCAUUGCGGUUCCAUCUCAAGAUAUUCUCUAUGCCACUCUGGGAACUCUGAUUAAAGAAAGGAAGAUUUACCACACAGGAGAAGGAUACUUCAUAGUUACUCCUCAGACUUAUUUUAUCACAAAUACAAUUACUCAAGAGAAAAAGACAGUCCUGUCAGAUGCAAGUCACCCAGCGUCCAUUACCUAUCUGGUGAGCGUGGACAGCUCUGGAGAAUUAUCCAGAGAAGGCGCUGCCCCUGUUUCCCAUUGUCAGUCUUGCCAGUGCUUUCCUGAUGUGUAUACUCAGGUUGUACAACAAUCACAGACUGCUGUAGAAGUGACUAGAACGGGCCACAAGGGUCUUGGAGAAUCUAAACCUAUGGUGCAGAAUCAAACUGUCUCAGUGUCUGAGGACAGUCAUGUUUGUGGUAGGACCAAACCUUUAAUGUAUACAAAAGACCGAGGAAAAGGCAAGAAGUUUGGCUUUAGUCUCUUCUGGCGCAAUAUAUCCAGAAAGGAGAAACCCAAAGUGGAGCACAGCAGCUUCUCUGGCCAGUUCCCACCUGAAGAAUGGCCUGUCCGAGAUGAAGAUAACCUGGACAAUAUCCCACGAGAUGUUGAGCAUGAGAUAAUAAAACGGAUUAACCCCAUUCUAACUGUUGAAAACUUAAUCAGACACACUGUCCUGAUGCAAAAAUAUGAAGAACAGAAAAGAUAUAAUAGUCAGGGAACUUCCACUGAUCUGCAGACAAAUAGGCAUAGAUAUGCUUCAAAAGAGGGAGGGAAGAAAAGGCAGAGUCGGUCUGCAAAACCCCGAAGGCAGGGCCAUUCUCAGAGAGACAGGCACAGAGGCAAGAGUCAAACAAGUGAGCCUCAGCCAAGAAGCAUCAGGCACGAGAAACACCCACAGCUCCCGGCUGCACAGUCCACCCCCAGAAGUAAAAGUCCAAGUGCAAUCAUUCAUAAACCAGCUGGUCAGACUCCAACAGGGCUCAGCCCCCAUUUGAUUUAUAAAAGGCGAAUCAGCAAUCCUUUCCUGGGUUUGCCUCACAGAAGAAGCUCGGUGGCCAAAGGACACAGCAGUCAGAAGACAAGUGAUCUGAAAGUCAGUCAGGGUGGACCAAAAGAAAGGAUCUUCCGACGGUCAAGGUCUUUCAAUUCCUCGAGAAACUAUGAACCCAAACGACCGUUCGCUGAGCAACCUAAACUGAAGGCAGAAUCAGUCUGUAGCAGCAACUCUGUCAAACCAGUCAGUGAUGACUUCAGAGGCCACCGUCCAGGCAAGGGUUGUGGUUUACAAAUUGAUUGUAAAUGCUGUUCCUUCAGGGAAGGCCUGUUGGGACAUGAUGUGUAUGGUGAGGAAAACAAGGCAGUUUCUGAGGUUCUGAGGAAAAAUUGUCCUCACUCUGAAAAGUUUGAGGAGACAAAAGAAGGACAGCAUAUCCUGGCAUCACAAGAUCCCUGUUCGCUAGACCAAGCUCCCCCUGAUGGUGAGCUCAUUAGCAGCACAAUACAACAGUUCCAAAAACUUGGCCUUUUGGAUUACCCAGUCGAUGGGAACCAUUUGAGACAACAAAACAGAGACUUGGAAGGGCUAAUGAGAAAGCCUUUUAUCCAGAACACAGAGCAUGCUGAUUUAGGAAAUGAAGGGCUUUCUGACAAUGAGCAUGCCUUGUACGAGAACAAAGUGGAAGAUGAUGAUGGUGCUUGCAGCUCAUUAUAUCUAGAGGAUGAUGACUUUUCAGAGAAUGAUGACUUGGGUAAAGUGUUGCCUGGUCGUACUCAGUAUUACUUUCCAGGUGGAAGUAAGUGGGGUUGUUUAGGAACACAAACCGUGACUGGAUUAUCUGUCCCCGAGUACAGCAGUGAAAUACCUGAGUUUGCGCCUCAAGUGCUUAAUGGCAAUGACUGUUACAAACCCCCUGGUGGGUUGCUCACUAACACAGGUGAAAGCCAAAGGCUCAGUCUCUCUACUGAAGGCAGUGGCUUCAAUUCAGGGACUAGAUUUGCCUUUAACUAUGAAGAGGAACCCAAUGUUGCUAAAUGCUCACAGACCCCAGUGUUGGAUGAUGGACAUAUGUUUGAUUACUGUAGUACAAGGAAAGCCCAUCCUGAAGCUGAAACCCUGCAAGACUCAGCUGGUGAUGCAGGAAGGAAACCAGUUACUUGGAUUACAAGUCCUCAGAAUCAGGAAAUGAGAAAACAUUUCAAACAGAAGUUAGAACUUUUUAGUUCUUCACGUGUGCCAGUGUUGACCCAAGACAUCCAACAUGAAGACAGUCCCUUGGAAGGAACAGAAAAUCAUAGCAUGGCAGGAGACAGUGGAAUAGAUUCCCCUCGGACACAGAGUCUGGCAUCUAGUAAUUCAGUCUUCAUAGAAGAAAUGAAAAGAAGACAGAAUUUUCUGCAGAAUUCUGAAGGCACAAAAAGCAAUCAAGCAUUCACAUCCAAUCCUUUACUACAGUUAACUCCAGUCAUAAAUGUUUAG
Molecule: messenger RNA, 2940 nt
Organism: Elephantulus edwardii (Cape elephant shrew)
Lineage: Eukaryota; Metazoa; Chordata; Mammalia; Macroscelidea; Macroscelididae
Gene: STOX1
Product: storkhead box 1
Exons: 4
Coding region: 1-2940 (979 amino acids)
Biological process (GO): positive regulation of transcription by RNA polymerase II
Cellular component (GO): cytoplasm; nucleus
Molecular function (GO): RNA polymerase II transcription regulatory region sequence-specific DNA binding; DNA-binding transcription activator activity, RNA polymerase II-specific
Source: RefSeq, a predicted model, not a curated record